AUGGGGUUGAAGAUGGCUGAAUGCGAACCUCCAGUCUUAGACUACUCCUCCUCGGUAUCCGAAACCUCCUCGACAACCCUCUCCACCUCCUUUACCUCCCAAGACACCCUCGAGCCGGCAUUCCUACCAUAUUGGGCCCGAUACGAGACAAAGUACGCCCAGAACCUGCUAGACUACUCCGACGAGCCGAUCGAAUACGACCACGACGACGAAGACUAUCGCGACAACUGCUUCUUCUUCCCAGAAGACUGCUCCUGGACACCCCCGAAAGAACUCGGGUCCCAAGACCUCCAAGAGGAUCUCCAAAUCCCAGAACACACAUCCUCGAAACAAGCAACCGACACCAUGAUCCCCGGACUCCCCGAUAUCAAAAUGCUAGACGCAGAGGCUCUAAGCGACCUUCUAGAGGAUAACCUCUCCCCACCAGAGAUAACAACCAUAAUCGUCUUCGCAACCAACGGCGCCGUCUUCGCCCACGGCUCCACCCUCUCCUCCCGCCAACUCCGCAACCUAAGCGCCACCUACGGCGCCGCCUACACCUGCUACGCCAAAAGCGCCUCAACCGGCAACCUGACAGGCGUCAACCCAGCCAGCCACCCAUCCUCCUACGUAACCGCCAAAUCCAUGUCCCUAGGCGACGUCGGCUCCAUCGUCUUCGAGCUCGACGACUCAGUCGCAGUCGUAACCCGCAUCGCAGACAAAGUCCUCGUCGCAGCUGUCGGCCCCUCUAAAUCUAAAUCAACAGAAACAUCAGACUACCUAUCCGCUGGCACGGAUGGUGCACCGACGACUCCGGAGGGAUCGCAGGAGCGCACGCCUGGGCCUUCGAAUGAUUGUGAGAUUGAUAGGAGUGCUGACCUUGAUCGGUUGGCGAGUUUGAAUAUUGCUGCUGAGCCUGCUGUGUUGCUUGCGCUGGAAUCUAAGUGUGCGGCUUUGGCGAGGUUUUUGGGUCAGAAGUUGGAUGAUUUGGAGAGUCCGGAGGAUUUCUGA
Molecule: messenger RNA, 990 nt
Organism: Penicillium olsonii
Lineage: Eukaryota; Fungi; Ascomycota; Eurotiomycetes; Eurotiales; Aspergillaceae
Source: the annotation of a GenBank genome assembly